Molecule: messenger RNA, 543 nt
Organism: Pollicipes pollicipes
Lineage: Eukaryota; Metazoa; Arthropoda; Thecostraca; Pollicipedomorpha; Pollicipedidae
Product: FERM domain-containing protein 3-like
Exons: 4
Coding region: 138-464 (108 amino acids)
Biological process (GO): actomyosin structure organization
Cellular component (GO): cytoskeleton
Source: RefSeq, a predicted model, not a curated record
GGAAACCGGCUGGAGGAAUCCCGCAGUCUCCGGCAGUCGCGGUCAUCAGACAGUCUCUGGCGCUGCUCAGGACGCCUGUCGGAGAGUGUACGUGACGCGUCGGCCGGCCUGGCUGUGGCCGGCUGCUGCCACUCAAUAUGAACUGCUUUCGGAAAGCGAAUAACAACUAUCUGUGCAAGAUCGUUCUUCUAGACGGACAGGAACUGACUCAAAACAUCCGGGAUGACACCUUGGGACAGGAGCUUUCGGACAGCGUGUUUCGACAUCUGCACUUGCGUGAAACCGCCUACUUCGGUCUGAGAUUCGUGCACACCACUCAACAACCGCUGUGGUUGAACCCGAAUAAGAAGGCUGCGAAGCAAUUGAAAGGAACCGAUCCAUUUAUUCUCUACUUUUGUGUCAAGUUCUAUGCAACUGAGCCGUGCAAACUUCUAGAUGAGAUCACACGGUUAGUGGCGUCUUGAAAAUUUUUCGUUGCAUCAUAUGGCAAAACACUGCCUGCCGUUUCUUUGUUCUGCAUUCAGUUCCACACUGAGAGAAUGA